AAAACAUGGAACUAAGAUCGCCUGCUGUUGUCGCUCUUCAGUCCAUUGCAAGUGAGAUUAGGUGUAGGCUGAGUUCAAUUUAUUUAUAGUUUGUUCGAGAUGUAAUUCGUAGUGAACAGUUCUAUUAUUCAACGUGUGUGUUAGGUUUUGUCGGGUUGUGAGAAUAUUGUUCUGUGAAUUUUUAUUAAUUACACCAUCCGGAGGAUUUACCUGAACCAACACAUUUGUGUUUUCCUCUCGAUAUAGUUUAUUGUAAGGAUGGAGGCAAAAUAUGGAAGUACUUUAGUGUAGAAGUCUCAAAUUUGCAUGGCGGUGACGUGACCUGUAGGAAGAAUGGGGAUGUGUUGCAGUCGACAUGGGCCUGACUCCGGGCGUCCCCUUGUGUACAAUCACGGGUACAAGUCGCACGAGGGACAAGACACGGGCCAGGUGGGGCCAGGGGACCCCCGCUACACGCCUGACCCUAACAACAGAGGCGGCGCCGUCACCGUGAAGCGGCAGGGCCAUGACAUCAUCCGCACCCCCACCACACCAUUCCACCCCAGCUGCUCGAGGGGCCGUAUCGUGGUAGCUGUAUACAACUACAUGUCCAGGGAAGCUGCUGAUGUCUCUUUCGUCAAGGGAGAUCGGAUGGAAAUACUCGAUGACAGUGACGCGGACUGGUGGAGAGUGAGACAUCUGCGCAAUGGUAAUGAAGGCCUCAUCCCCUGGAACUUUGUAGCAGAAGAAAAGUCUGUGGAGAGUGAAGACUGGUUCUUUGGAAAGAUCUCGCGCAAAGAGGCGGAGAAGCUACUGCUCCUAGAGGAGAAUGCGCGGGGUACGUUCUUGGUGCGUGACUCGGAACACAAUCCUCACGGAUACUCUCUGAGCGUCAAGGACUGGGAAGAGGUGCGAGGCUACCACGUCAAGCACUACAAGAUAAAGCCCUUGGACAACGGUGGGUACUACAUCGCCACCAGCCACACGUUCCCCACACUGCCGGCUCUUGUGGUGGCGUACACCAAGAAUGCCCUGGGGUUGUGUCACGUGCUGGCACGCCCCUGUCCGAAACCCCGACCCCAGAUCUGGGACCUCUCCCCGGACAUGAGGGACCAGUGGGAGAUUGACCGCAGUGAGGUACAGCUAAUCAGGAAACUGGGACAUGGCAACUUUGGUGAGGUGUGGUACGGCAAGUGGAGGAACAAUAUAGAAGUGGCAGUGAAGACUCUGAGACAGGGAACAAUGUCGACGCAGGCGUUCCUGCAAGAAGCAGCUAUCAUGAAGAAGUUCCGUCACGACCGACUGGUGGCGCUGUACGCUGUGUGUAGCAAGGAGGAGCCGGUGUACAUCGUUCAAGAGUACAUGAACAAAGGCAGCCUCCUAGAGCUGUUACGGAACACAGACGGCAAACUUCUGCAGUUCGGGGACCUCAUCUACAUUGCAGCUCAGGUCGCAAGUGGAAUGGCUUACUUGGAGUUAAAGCAACUCAUCCACCGAGACUUGGCUGCACGAAACGUUCUCAUCGGAGACAAUAACAUCGCCAAGAUCUGUGACUUCGGGCUGGCCAGAGUCAUAGAGGAUGAUGAGUACUGUCCAAGACAAGGCUCAAGAUUCCCAGUGAAGUGGACAGCACCUGAAGCCAUCGUCUACGGGCGCUUCUCCAUCAAGUCUGAUGUUUGGUCUUUUGGCAUCCUUCUCAUGGAGCUCUUUACUUAUGGCCAAGUUCCUUACCCAGGGAUGCAUGGGCGUGACGUGAUCGAGCAGGUGGAGCGUGGUUACCGCAUGCCCAAGCCCACUUCUCACUUCCUGCCGGACCCGAUCUACCGGCUGAUGCUGCAGUGCUGGGACGCUGACCCGGACAAGAGACCCACCUUCGAGUUCCUCAACCACUAUUUCGAGGAUUUCACAAUCACCUCAGAGCUUCCUUACAAGGAGAUCCUCGACUGAUGCGACAUCCUCGUCCUAGUUUAAACCUCCUCAUGACAACAGUAUUUUGCUGAUUUUCAUCAGGCUCGUUGAUUUAUCUUGAAUCAUGAAAGCUUUUCUAUUCUUGUAUUUUCCUGCUUUUAUUGCUUUUUCCUAUAGCAGCUAUAAUAAUUAUAUAACGAACAAAGCACCAUCAUUCUUUCUAUUCCAGAGUACUUUUCAAGCCAACAAAAUUGUAAGAUUCUUAUUUUUAAUGAUUUUAUUCUCAUCUGCAUGUGUGAGUGUGUCUAUAAACCAAUUUAAAAAAUCAUUUUGGGACUUAUUUGUCCCUGGAAUUUAUAUGAACAUUCAAAUUUAUAUAGAUAAUUUAUUUUUGUACAGAUUAACUUAAAACAAUAAUUUCAAGUUUUUUUAAAGGAAAAUCUAGCAAAAUACUGUCAAUUGCUCAACUGGGGCACAUGCCAUGUUGAUAUUUAUUUUACCUAACUAGUGAAAAGGCUGUUUUGAUCAAAGGUAUGUGAUAUAGAAGGCUGCAGCCGAUUACGUUGUUGUGAAGUAAGCCCGACGUACUUAGUUAUUACGUUCAGUACGUAAAAACAACAAAGACAAGGUGCUUGCGCAAACGGUGCUGUUUAUUGUUUGAUCUCAGUUGAACGUUCAAACAAAACGUCAGUUGUACUUUACCCAUAAUGCACUUGUGACUAAUAUAUUAUAUUUGAUGUACAGUACUAUGUUUAAUUUAUGAGUUAUCUUGUGUUCAAUUGUUCCAGUUUGAGUUGCUAAUAAUCUAACUAACCCCCGUACAUAAGCAUGACAUUUAUUUAAUUUUGUUACACUCUUAAGUAAUAAAUUAGUGACAAAUACUUUGUAAUGCCUCUAGGGAAUUAUAAUAAAUAUUGUUUGUAUGCAUUUUAUUAUUUGCUAAAUGCUACAAUGUACUUAAGCAUUCAUCAGUUCCUUUUCAAUUUUUACUAAACUAAAAUUAUGUUACCAUGAUAAAGUAAUAUAUUUUUUAUCAAUCUUAAAUUUGCCAGGUGCAAAAUUAAAAGGGUAAUUUUUACAAACCCAAGUGUUUAUAAGUGUUCUUCACUUGUGAAGACAUAUGUACAAAUAACUUAGUAGAAAUAUCAACUUUAGAAACAAUUAAUUUCUGCCUAUCCGGGAAAGGAUAUUGAAUAAUAAUACAAUACCAUCAAUAAUUUUAACAAGUUACAGAAAAAGGAUUUAAUCUGUCAUGUUUCCUAUAAUAGUUACUUUACUGUCUUCAUUAAAUUCAAUGAAACGAUUUAUAUUUAAUUAAUUUAAUGAUCUGCUGAAAAUAGAUUAUUAAUAUGUGAAUUUCAUAUUUUGAAUAAAGUGAUAUUAAAUGUUAUGUUAAUAUACCCAGAUCCGCCAAAAUAAAUUGUUUCUCAAUACUUUGUAUUGUGUGAAAUUACAUUUUAAAAUUACAAUAAUGUCAUAGUAUGGGAACAUGUUAGUGCAUUAAUUUAUUAGUUAAUAACCACAAAUCACAAAUUUAUGCAGGCCAUAAUCCACUUGUUUACUUUUUCAUUUACCAUCUGUAUUUAGUUUGCAUAUAUAUAUAUAUAUAUAUAUAUAUAUAAACAUUUCUUAACGAUAGUAUAAAACACAAAUAAACAUUUCUCUUGCCUGUGUUACGGGUUUUUCUACAUUAAUUUGUGAAUAUAUUCCUGUUUUUAUACUCAAAUUAUUUACAGACAAGAAAAUAGUUAGCUUAACAAAAGUUUAGGUUAUGUUAUAAUGCUUGUAUUUAUUUACAUUUUAGCUUUGUAAGAUAAUAUACGUAAUAAGCUUAGUUGGGUUUGUUUAAAUAAAGUCCAGUAAUGCAUUUUCCAGUUGUCACUAUUUAGUGUUCAAAAAAAUAUAUUUUUGUAUUGAUUUUAAUGAAUUUUGCUAAAAAUUCUUUAAAAAGUUUCUUAGAUUUCCAUUUGUUUUUACCACUCUUGAAAACAAAACUGUAUAAAUUGGGCAUUGCACUAAAGUUUUAAUGUUUUUGCCAAAAUAUACUAGCUACUAAACAUAAAUUAACAUGUAAAUAGUCCUUUUUAGGUAAGGAUCUGUGUUAAGUUAAUCUUAUAUAGCGUUUUAUGUUCACUACAUCUAAAUUAUAGAACUGUAAACCUGGCAGUGUAGGUUCCUUAUAAACGAGUAGAGCUGAUUUAUUCUUCUUUGUACUUAUUUUUUUACAAGGUUAGUGUAAUGAGAAAGUUAAGUUAAAUUUUGAUAUUUCACCACUUAUCGGUGAUAAGCCAGUGUUGUUUCUAAUGUGCCAAUUAUUUAUUUUCUCCGAUAUAUUUUGUGUAAUUUAUUUAAAACCGCAACAGUAGUGGAUAUUCUCGUGUAUUUAAUGAACUAACUGUGCUCGUCUCGUGCAGUGACCGUGCCUUCUUUAAUUUCUUCUCCGUAAAUUUUCUACUUGACACUCGUAAACAGAGGGGGCAGUAUAAAUAAGGAAAGUGUGGCAUCAUAAUUGAAUGUUAAACUUAAUACAUACAAUAAUCUGUGUCUGAUGAAAUUACUAUGUCUUUUACUAUUUUUUUCUUGUAUGUAUUGUUAUGCAUGUUACUUUAUUUUAUUUCAAAAAUGUUAUUGUUACUGAAAUUCUGUUUGAAGUAGUUUAUUUUUUUAUUCUUUGUCAUGAAUGGAUAACUAGAGUAACCUCUUGACAAAAAGUAAUUUUAUACUCUUACCAAAUAGAUAAUAGUAAAAAUCGUGAAACAAUAAUUGUUAACUAGUUACAAGCAGCUUCCAAACCAGAACCAGAACCAGACAUACGGACGGCAUGUGCUUGCUCAAAAUUUAAUGUGAACCUGUCGACACCUGUACUAUGUUUUAUAUGUAUCAACCUGCAUUUAUUUACCUACUUCUAUUCUGUACUGUACAGGAAAGUUAGGUUAGGUGAAACAAUAAUAUUUAUUGUGUGGUUGUUUUUGUAACUUUACUGUGAAUCACAAACCGUUCAGUAUCAUAAUUAAUGCAUAAUUUUGCCAUCAACAAAAUGUUCUAUUUUAUGUGAUAUAUUUGUAAUUAUUUGUCAGAUGAUUAAUUUGUAAUUAAAUUACUUGUGUGAAAAUAAGA
Molecule: messenger RNA, 5004 nt
Organism: Homalodisca vitripennis (glassy-winged sharpshooter)
Lineage: Eukaryota; Metazoa; Arthropoda; Insecta; Hemiptera; Cicadellidae
Gene: Src64B
Product: tyrosine-protein kinase Src64B
Exons: 11
Coding region: 334-1926 (530 amino acids)
Biological process (GO): cell differentiation; innate immune response; cell surface receptor protein tyrosine kinase signaling pathway
Cellular component (GO): extrinsic component of cytoplasmic side of plasma membrane
Molecular function (GO): signaling receptor binding; non-membrane spanning protein tyrosine kinase activity; ATP binding
Source: RefSeq, a predicted model, not a curated record